UUGUGACUUACACCGUGACCCGCAAGAUGUUCGCGUCAGGGACCAGGUUCCGGUAGAGAAGGUCGGGCACCGGAAGUGUACGGAAUUGGGAUGUUCGCGGCGGGGAUGCUGAGAAGAGCCCCUGCGAGGUACCUCUUGAGUUCCUUUGCUGUGCGUCGGGGACAAGUUUCAGAUGCCACAGGGACAUACGAGUCAGAAAUCCAGCUGCCUCCUUGGAAGGAACGUCUUAAUGAGACUCCAGAAAUCAAGAGAGCAAGACUGGUGUAUGAGAGCCGGAAGAGGGGCAUGCUAGAAAACUGCAUACUGCUCAGCCUGUUUGCCAAAAAAUAUCUGAGCUCCAUGACAGACACACAGCUUUCACAGUAUGAUCGACUGAUCAAUAUGCCAAGCAAUGACUGGGACCUUUAUUACUGGGCCACAGGAGCCCAGGAAACUCCCAAAGAGUUCAAUAACGAAGUUAUGGAUUUGUUAAAAGAGUUUGCCAAGAACAAAGACAUGGAACAGCGUCUGCGCCAGCCCGAUCUGGAGUACCUCUUCAAAGAUGCUCAGUGACCAAUAUGGGACAUACAACCUCCUGUAGGGAAUAAAUGUAUACAUUGAGGUGUCUACAUGAUUCUCUGUGUCUAAGGGUCAUAUAUAAACUGCAUUAGCUCAAAACAGAAAAUUGAGUACAUUUUAGCAUUUGCCUCUGUUUCUAACAAUUUAUGAGAAAAAAGAGAUUCAGAAAAAGAUAUGAAUAAGACUGUAUAUAAUUCGCUCCAUUUCAAGUGAAAACUAUGUAUUGCAAUGUCCCUGUACAUGUAGUAUAUCUGUUUUUUCAUUCUAUAAACAUCUAAGAUAAUGGAA
Molecule: messenger RNA, 846 nt
Organism: Xenopus tropicalis (tropical clawed frog)
Lineage: Eukaryota; Metazoa; Chordata; Amphibia; Anura; Pipidae
Gene: sdhaf2
Product: succinate dehydrogenase complex assembly factor 2
Exons: 4
Coding region: 91-552 (153 amino acids)
Biological process (GO): negative regulation of epithelial to mesenchymal transition; negative regulation of canonical Wnt signaling pathway; mitochondrial electron transport, succinate to ubiquinone
Cellular component (GO): mitochondrial matrix; mitochondrion
Source: RefSeq, a predicted model, not a curated record